AUGUCUGACAGAGUCCAAGCUGUAACGGAUGGUUUCCGGAAAACCAAGAAUCCUACCACUAGUCCUGAUGUUCUCGCGCCAAGAGACUCCGCUUCUACUACUAGCCUCCCUACUACCCGUACCCCGGCCACGGCCAAUCCCGUAGAGGUGCCCACCCCGACUCUCCACCACCCAGCCCCUUCCAUCCCUUGUGAUGCGGCGGCAAAGAAGAGUAAAACCCACAAGUCCCAGGGGAAAGACGCGCCUCCUGCCGACACUACCCCAAACCCAUCAAAGGCAACGGGAAUUAGUGGAGGCACAAACUUAUCCAAGAGAUAUGAGGCCAACGACACCAACGACGAAAGUACAGAGCCCGGGAUAGAGGUUUUAGAACCUACCCCCAAGGAUUCUUCGAAAGGCAAGGCCGCUCUCACGGCUACAACCCUUAAGAGUACUGCCUGGAACGACGAUACCAUUGCUACCCUGGUCGAAAAGGACUUAGCCGCGGAGAAGGCUGGCGACAACAAAGCUUCAGACCUCUAUUUUGCGAUGUUCAAAUCCCUGAUGUCGGCGAGACCUCCGUCGCAAGCGACCUUAAACCCUGUGCCCGCCUCAGCCGAAGACCUUAGCAACUACGAACUUACCGGCGGUGUUUACCAUUGCAACCCAUGUCCACGGGCCACCGGAGCGAAGAACUGGCGCAGGCAUUGCCAGUCAAAAACACACCAAGAUAAUAUCAAAAAAAGGGACGACCUGCAGAUAGCAAAUCGCACCAAAGCUGAGCCCUUGCCAAGACCCAUGCCUCAAAUUGACCUGCCUCAAACUGACCACGCUGAGGAUGAUGCCCAUGAAAUGCACUUUUGGGAGCGCCUCGAGAGAUUGCAAGUACUGGAUGCUGCUCUUACAUCUGGUGAGGAUGACAGUCGCCGACUUGCUGAUCACGUGGAGCAUGUCGAGGCCAGAGGCCUCCAAGAAGAUCCCAGCUCCGCUAUUCCCGCUAGCCAACCACCCGACUGGAUCCGCUUGAAGAAUACCGAAGUGGCCGCCAUCCGCGCCAACAAGGAUAAUGAGCCGCCUGAGGAACCGGGGGCCGAAUCAAGCACGGCCAAAACAAGACCUAUUCUGAGGACUGAUACCAGAUCAGAUCGGGUGAACACUAGUGAAUGGUACCCAUUCAGGAACAAGGAGGACUCUUUACGACAAGAUAAAAGGAAUCCUGCGCCUCUGCAACAUCAAACUACCGGAUUGGGGUACUGUUCGACUGUCCCGAGCAAGAAUUAG
Molecule: messenger RNA, 1260 nt
Organism: Puccinia triticina
Lineage: Eukaryota; Fungi; Basidiomycota; Pucciniomycetes; Pucciniales; Pucciniaceae
Exons: 5
Coding region: 1-1260 (419 amino acids)
Source: RefSeq, a predicted model, not a curated record